AUGCUCAGAGCAGCUGCAGCCGUGAGUGCGAUGGGGACCCCCAAAGGUGCGGCCACAGCUCUGGUGCUGUCACCUCUCUCUGCCCUUCUCAUUGCCGUUGUGCUCACUGCCAUACUGCUGCUUGCCAGGACUCUCCACAAGGCCACUUGUGGCCAGAUCCCACCGGUGGGUCCUUUUGCGUGGCCUCUGGUGGGCAAUGUCCUGCAGCUGGGCCAUCUGCCCCACCUCACCUUCAUGCACAUGGCGUGCCACUAUGGAGCCAUCUUCCAGCUGCACCUGGGCCAGCAGCGGGUGGUGGUGCUCGAUGGUGAGGUGGCGAUCCAGCAGGCAUUGAUGGGGCUGGGCACAUGCUUUGCCGGCCAGCCUGACUUCCCUUCCUUCGGGCUGGUGUCUGGUGGGCGCAGCGUCACCUUUGGGAGCUGCUCACCCCAAUGGCAGGCACAGUGGCGGCUGGCCCAUGCUGCCCUAAGGGCUCGUUCAACGGUGGCCGAUGUGGAGUGGCACGUGGCGGCCGAGGCAGGUGACCUGGCGCAGCUUUUCCGGAGGCACAGCCAUGGUGGUGCUUAUUUCCAGCCCUGCCUGCUCUUAGUGGUGGCCAACACCGAUGUCCUCUGUGCUCUCUGCUUUGGCCACCGCUAUGACCAUUCUGACAGCGAGUCCACGCCGGACAUCUAUGCAAAGGUGCAAUCAGUUAUUUCAAUUGAUUCAAUGAGGAUGUUUUAG
Messenger RNA from Centrocercus urophasianus (Greater sage-grouse), 723 nucleotides. Its product is annotated as cytochrome P450 1B1-like. Gene Ontology annotation, cellular component: intracellular membrane-bounded organelle. The record is from RefSeq and is a predicted model, not a curated record. Gene Ontology annotation, molecular function: heme binding; oxidoreductase activity, acting on paired donors, with incorporation or reduction of molecular oxygen; iron ion binding. Lineage: Eukaryota; Metazoa; Chordata; Aves; Galliformes; Phasianidae.